Molecule: messenger RNA, 1113 nt
Organism: Aspergillus udagawae
Lineage: Eukaryota; Fungi; Ascomycota; Eurotiomycetes; Eurotiales; Aspergillaceae
Product: zinc-binding alcohol dehydrogenase family protein
Exons: 2
Coding region: 1-1113 (370 amino acids)
Molecular function (GO): oxidoreductase activity, acting on NAD(P)H
Source: RefSeq, a predicted model, not a curated record
AUGGGCUACAAACUCCACGAACCCAAGGAAUGCAUCGAUAUUCCCCAAGUGCAACGUGCAAUUGUAUGCCUGCCAAAUGGCCAGCUGGGCCACGUCCGCGACGCGCCCAUCCCCCGCCUGGCCCCGGACAUGGUGCUGGUGCGCACGGCCGCGGUUGCGCUGAACCCGACUGACCACAAAAUGGUCGCGAAUUUCCCGACUCCGGGCGCGGUCUCUGGGUGUGAUUUCGCUGGCACAGUAGUUGCCGUGGGAUCUGCCGCGACCGAGCGGUUCAAGGUUGGGGAUCGCGUAUGCGGUGGAGUGCAUGGGGCGAACCCACUCGACCCUGCUGUCGGAGCCUUUGCCGAGUACGUCGGAGCCACCGCGGACAUUCUGGCGGCCAUUCCUCCGGAUUUAUCAUUUACAGAUGCGGCUGCUAUCGGGGGCGCGGGUCCGGCGACAAUGGCUUUGGCCCUCCGGGACGAGCUGGGGCUGUCGAUCGAUGCAUCCUCCGAGCGAAAGGAGGAGUUUGUGCUGGUCUAUGGAGGAACUACCGCCACGGGGACGAUGGCUUUGCAGUUUCUACACAGAGCUGGUUAUCGCGCCAUCGCAACUUGUUCGCCCAAGAAUGCGGAUCUAGUCCGCUCCUACGGUGCCGAGGCCGUCUUCGACUACCACUCCGAACAGUGCGCCGAAGAGAUUCGGAGCUACACCAAGAACACACUCCGGUACGUUCUGGACUGUAUCACCGAGCCGGCCACCGUCGAUCUCUGCCUAAGGAGUAUCGGCCGCGCGGGCGGCAAGUACUGCGGGCUCGAGGCGUUUGCCGAUGAGUUGCGGUCGCGUAAGGCUGUGUCCAUGGAAUGGGUGCUGGCGCUGAGCAUCUUCGGCAAGCGGAUCGCACUCGAUAGGGGCUACGGCCGGGAGGCGGACCCCAAACAUCGAGCGUUGGGUCGGGAGAUGUUUGAGGAAGUGGAGCGGAUGCUGCAGCAUAAAGAGCUGAGAGCCCAUCCGGUCCGUGUGAUGAAGGAGGGCUGGGAAGAUAUUCCUCAGGGAUUGGCUUUGCUCAAAGCCAAGCAGGUCUCGGGGGAGAAGUUGGUGUAUAUUGUUGAUCAGCGUCAGACGGGUCUAUAG